Molecule: messenger RNA, 1908 nt
Organism: Conger conger (European conger)
Lineage: Eukaryota; Metazoa; Chordata; Actinopteri; Anguilliformes; Congridae
Product: high affinity cGMP-specific 3',5'-cyclic phosphodiesterase 9A-like
Exons: 19
Coding region: 163-1692 (509 amino acids)
Biological process (GO): cGMP catabolic process
Molecular function (GO): 3',5'-cyclic-GMP phosphodiesterase activity
Source: RefSeq, a predicted model, not a curated record
GAGAGAGAGAGAGAGAGAGAGAGAGAGAGAGAUUCUUGAAUUGAUAGAAGGGUGAUAGUGUGAAAAGGAGAUGCUGGUUAAAAGCUAACUUAAACCCGGUGCCGAGUCAACGCUCAAAUCGACUCCGAAGGACACUGCUUUGGGCUGAACGCCAGAGGAGAGAUGGGAUCAGCUUCGUCAGCGAACAGAGUGAUUUAUCUAGACGUUGAUGGCAGAAUCCAGAAGGUUGUGUUCAGUCGGUUCUGCAGCCCGUGUGACAUCAGAGAACUGUUCUGUUUGGCUCUGGGGCUUCCCAGGAACACCGCCAUUUCCCUGCUGGAUGUUACAGGAGCCAUGGUGUCCAUUGAUCCCACCAUGCCACACAACUCUGAGAGGGCACCGUACAGAGUAAUGCCACUGACCGGGGGACAGCUGGCUGAUAAAGAGGAGCUAUUUCAGAAUGUACUGUCUCAGGUUGCAGAGCAGUUCUCCAGGGCCUUCAAAAUAAACGAACUGAAAACGGAAGUGACAAACCGCCUGGCCAUGCUGGAGAAGAGAGUGGAGUUGGAGGGCUUAAAGGUUGUGGAGAUUGAGAAAUGUCGCAGUGAUAUCAAAAAUCUACGUAAAGAGAUGGCCUCCAGGAACAACAGCAGUUUCAUGGACGAGGGGAGGAAAUUAAUCCCCCAUAGAGACGUGCCUUCCUACCUCAAGUACCAUCUGUCCCAGGAAACAGUUGAGGCUCUGAGAAAGCCUGUGUUCGACGUUUGGCAGUGGGAGCACAAUGAGAUGCUGAGCUGCCUGGAGCACAUGUACCAUGACCUGGGACUGGUGAAAGACUUCAACAUCAACCCCAUCACCCUCAAGAGAUGGCUGCUCUGCAUCCACGACAACUACAGGAACAACCCCUUCCACAACUUCCGGCACUGCUUCUGCGUCACGCAGAUGAUGUACAGCAUGAUUUACCUCUGCAGCCUGCAGGAGAAGUUCACGCAGGUGGACAUCCUGAUCCUGAUGACAGCCGCUGUGUGUCAUGACCUCGACCACCCCGGUUACAACAACACGUACCAGAUAAAUGCGAGGACAGAGUUAGCGGUGCGCUAUAAUGACAUCUCUCCCCUGGAGAAUCACCACUGUGCCGUGGCCUUCCAAAUCUUCACUCAGCCUGACUGCAACAUCUUCUCCAACUUUGACCCCGAGACCUUCAAACAGAUACGCCAGGGAACAAUAACACUAAUCUUAGCCACAGACAUGGCCCGACAUGGGGAAAUCCUGGACUCCUUCAAGCAGAAAGUGGACAGCUUCGACUUUACAAAUGAGGAGCACGUCACCUGUCUGAAGAUGGUGCUGAUAAAGUGCUGUGACAUCUCCAACGAGGUGCGGCCAAUGGAGGUGGCCGAGCCCUGGGUGGACUGUCUGCUGGAGGAGUACUUUACGCAGAGCGACAGGGAGAAAACCGAGGGCCUCCCCGUGGCGCCCUUCAUGGACAGGGAGAAAGUGACCAAACCCACGGCCCAAAUCGGCUUCAUCAAGUUCGUCCUCAUCCCCAUGUUUGAGACGGUCAUGAAGCUGUUCCCUCAGAUUGAAGAUGUGAUGGUCGUGCCCCUCAGAGAAUCUCGGGAUCGCUACGAAGAACUAAAGCAGAUUGAUGACGCCAUGAAUGAGGUGCAGAAAAAGAAAAGUGAGAAUUUAACCAUGGGUGGGAAGAAGAAAUGAGAAACCAGAGGACUGCUCCUGGGACAGGCUGCAGCUCAGGGGAAGGGAGGCACCAGACAGACGGACAGACAGACGGACAGACAGACGGACAGCUCAGAACCAUCACCCGGCAGCUUUUAUUACUCAUUUGUUUUGUACUUUUCACGUGUACAGAUUUAUAGAAUACUUAUUUUUUUUCUUUCCUACAAUAAAAGAGUUGUACUUUGCACUUUUGAA